Messenger RNA from Periophthalmus magnuspinnatus, 3647 nucleotides. It is a transcript of the gene mlh3, whose product is annotated as mutL homolog 3 (E. coli). NCBI's taxonomy places the organism in Eukaryota, Metazoa, Chordata, Actinopteri, Gobiiformes, Gobiidae. The record is from RefSeq and is a predicted model, not a curated record. The coding region runs from base 232 to 3588 and encodes 1118 amino acids. Gene Ontology annotation, molecular function: ATP binding; ATP-dependent DNA damage sensor activity; ATP hydrolysis activity. Gene Ontology annotation, biological process: mismatch repair. The transcript is spliced from 12 exons. Gene Ontology annotation, cellular component: mismatch repair complex.
UCAUUACGCGCUUUGUUGACUGUAAACAAAGGGACCAGCUAAGUUGAUGUUGUUUUUCUAUAUAUUUUACAUUUCUUUUGCUAUAAAAUUCUCGACGACGUUCUGGACCCAGCUGCUCCACGUUGCUGCUAACCGUACUAGAUUAAUCAAGUGUCACCCGCUUGUCUGACGGUUUGCUAACUUACUGAGAGUUGAGUGCGAGUAAUGCAUUAAGGAGAAACCAAACAAACUAUGAUUAAAUGCUUACCCAAAGAGGUACAAGGGAAACUUCGCUCUGGUGUCGCUCUUCCCUCAUUACAGCAAUGUGUCGAGGAGCUUCUAGUCAACAGCAUAGACGCAGGAGCUUUUUGUGUAGGCGUGAGGGUGGACAUGGACGCCUUCAAAAUCCAAGUUAUCGACAAUGGAAGAGGAAUGAGCGCUGAAGAUAUUGGCUGCGUUGGAAACAGGUACUACACAAGUAAAUGCAACUCCCUGGAGGACCUGGAGGAUCUCAGGUUUUAUGGCUUCAGAGGUGAGGCUCUUGCAAGCAUAAUUUCCUUCGCCACACUUGUUGAAAUUUCAUCCAGGACUAAAGACUCUACGAAAACGCUCAUUAAGAUCUUCAGAGAAGGCACGGGCUUGGAUGUGUUUGAAGCAGAGACGAACAGGCCUUCAGCAGGAACUACUGUCACAGUUUGUAACUAUUUCCACAACAUGCCAGUGCGCAGGAAGAGGAUGGAUGCUGUGCUGGAAAAUGAGAGGAUCAGGCAAAGAGUUGAAGCUAUCUCUCUUAUGCACCCAUCUGUUUCUUUCAGUCUGAAGAAUGACUGCACAGGAGCCAUGAUGGUGCAGCUUCCCAAAGCCAGAAACACUUAUUACAGGUUUGUGCAGAUCCACAGUCUUGCUCGUGCGCAGAAACUGGGAGAAUUAAACUACACCAGUGGCCAGUUUGAAGUCACAGGCUACAUCGGUAAAGAAGGGCAUUAUAAUAACAGCCUACAGUUUCUUUAUGUCAAUGAGAGACUACUGCUGAGGACACGAAUACACAAGCUUCUCAAUGGUCUCUUACGUAGACUGAGCUGCUUGAGUCAGAAAACUGACAGCCCGGAAAGCCACAUUAUGACCAGGAGUCCAAAGCUCAAACGUAGCCAAGACCUUUAUGGAGUAUUUAUUGUUAAUAUUAAAUGCCCUUACUCUGAAUAUGACAUCUGUUUGGAGCCUAUCAAAACUCUAAUUGAAUUCAAAGACUGGGAUGGAAUUUUGCACUGCAUUGAAGAGAGUAUAAAAGAUUUCUUUAAAAGGGAGGAUCUGGAAGCUGAGCUCUCCCAAGAUGACCUGGAAAGCGAUUCUCCAAAGAUAGAUAUUAAUGGUACAAACCAAACCAAUACAAAUUCCAACACAGAUGUUUCUAGUAAUUUCUCUAAAAUGGAUACCGGCAUUGAAAUGGUACUGUCAUCUGAAUGCGUUUAUCGAAGCAACACUAACAAACACGGUAAUGAGAUGGACUGCAAAGAUGAUGACAAGAAUUUAUCUACAAACAAUGAAGAUUUAAAACAAAAUUCAGAGCAAUUUGGAGAGAGAAAUUCAAAUGUACAAUCUAUUAGUGGAAAAGAACUGAGCACAUCUGAUGAAAGAUGCAGAAUUGCAACUGUUCUGCUUUCAAAAGAAACUAUGAGAUCUGCAUUACAGACUUCAAAACAUGUACUAACAAAUGAUGCUGUGUUUACGGCAUCUCAAGACAGUUUCAUAAAUACAAGGAAAGUCACUUUGUCAGAUCCCUUUCUUCAUGAAAGCCUUCGAAUUGAAAAACAUUAUACAAAUAGUGGAUUUCAACAGGUAGAAACAUCAUUUGGAACUGAAUGCAAAAUAACACUAGGAACUAGUCAGAAAAGAACUUGGGAAGAUGUUUUUCAGGGACCUGCCCCUGUUAAAAUUAGGAAAAUAGUUUGUUCAUCAAAUAUCUCUCAGUCUCUUGACCAAUUUCGAAGAAUUUAUGAUAAAAAUCCUGAAAUUUCUGAAGGCUCUAAAUUUGAAGGUUUUAUUAACAAUAAUUCAAAGUAUGAAAAAAAUCAACUAAGUUUUGAUUUUACAAAUACUAAAGAGCGUGGGCGCACCAUCCACAGUCCGCCAACUCUCACAGCUUUUACUAAAUUAAAACCUGCUACUUGUGUGAACAAAGAGAAGAUUUCCAUAGCAUCCAAGCUGUGCCAGUUAAGACAAAACAAAGAAGACCCUUGUAUCAUACAGUUUCCAACCACUGAGACCACUUCACUAGUCGAUAAUAGCAUCUCUGGUGAUUGCAUUCAGAAUAAAGACAAUUAUUGCAAUGCCAAGGUCACUACUGAACCAGGAUCACCUCACAUAGCCAGUCCAGAUCAAACCAAAGAGACACAGAAGACCACAUCAGAUGACUGGGUACCUCACUAUGAUUCAUCCGUGGGAAAGACGGUGUAUGUGAACAAAGUCACCGGGCUCAGCAGAUAUGAAGAACCCUCAACAGAACAACCAGAAAUGCGCUGUACCUCAGAUGUAACCAAUAUGGCCAUCAGUGUCUUGUCUGAAGCAGGGAUGGAAUACAUAUGCUAUCCCUUUCAAAUGGAUCUAGUGCUACCGUUUUUGCCUAAGUCCAGUUCAGAAAGAGUUUGUUGGUCAGGGCUUGAUGACAGAGGUAUCUCAGUGACAGGUGAUGAUGAGAACAGCAAUUCUCUUUAUUCAAUGUACUCAAAAUGGAAUAAUCCAGUGUUUGUCAGACCACCAAAGGUUUGCGUAGACAUAUCGUGUGGCCAUGCAGAUGGACUGACUGUAAAAGUCCACAACAUUUUAUUUCCAUAUCGAUUCUCAAAAGCUAUGAUACCCACAAUGAAGGUAAUUAAUCAAGUGGAUAAGAAGUUUCUUGCAUGUCUAAUUAAUACUACAGAAGACCUGGCUAAUAGUACAAGUGAAUCAGAUGCAAACCUUUUGGUGCUCAUGGAUCAACAUGCUGCACAUGAACGUGUCCGACUUGAAAAUCUUAUAGCUGAUGCCUAUGAAGACGGCUCAGAUAUUCCAGGGGAAAAAAGGUUGUCCUCAUCCAUUAUUUCGCCUCCACUGGAAGUCAGCUUAGCCCUAGAAGAGCAAAGAAUUCUUAGGUCUUGUCAAGCACAUAUACAUAAUUUGGGACUGGAAAUAACAUUCUCACAGACAGAAGAGUCCAGGAUUUUCAUAGGAAAGGUACCACUGUGCUUUACAGAAAAGGAUAUAAAUGAACGAAGACGGGGCAGACCUUCUGUAAUAAAACUUUUAAUAGAGGAGUAUCUUCGAGAGCAAAUUGAGCUGCUUCGUUCAGCAGGUAGACUGAGAGCAACUUUGCCCCUCACUGUGCAGAAAGUGCUGGCAUCUUUUGCGUGUCAUGGUGCAAUUAAAUUUAAUGAUGUCUUGAAUAAAGAUGAGUGCUGCAGCCUGGUAGCGUCUUUGUCAGCUUGCCAGCUGCCUUUCCAGUGUGCCCACGGGCGUCCUUCUAUUGCACCGCUGGUGGACCUCCGUCACAUAGACAAGGAGGCAAAUGAAUUAACAAAACCCAAUCUACCAAAGCUCAGACGGAUGUACAAAGCUUGGCUGCUAUGGAAAUAGAUAAGUCGAUAUAAUUUAAUUUUUUUCAUUCAAUGAAAGCCAAAAAGAGCAAAUAAUGG